This is a messenger RNA of Microdochium trichocladiopsis, 2544 nucleotides long. RefSeq lists its product as uncharacterized. Lineage: Eukaryota; Fungi; Ascomycota; Sordariomycetes; Xylariales; Microdochiaceae. The record is from RefSeq and is a predicted model, not a curated record. The transcript has a single exon. The coding region runs from base 1 to 2544 and encodes 847 amino acids.
AUGGCUGGUAGAGACGCUUUCGCGGACGCGGAGAUGUUGGCGACGCCACAGGCGGAACAAGAUCACGGCAUGGCCGACACCAACCGUCCACUGCUCCCGCCUCGCCGCCAGCAGGACACCACCCAUGGGGCGCAGGCAUCAGCAAUUGAUCUGACGACGUUACCGCGAAGCCGUGCCAUUGACGAUCGAGCAUCAAAUGAUCCGCAUCCGAGAAACGCAAGCCAGCAAUCAUCCACCAAGGUUCAAUGGACCACGGACACGGCCAUGGCCACAACCCCGCGGGCUCCCUCGAUGGCAUCUCAGGACCACGACGACGCGGAACAGAAACCGCCACUCCCGGAACGACCAAAAGUCAUCUACCGCAAUGCAGCCAGGCAGUUUCUCAAGCUACAGCUGCCCUCCAUCCUGGUGACCAUUGCCCUGCUUGUGCUGUAUAUCCUCCGCAUCAACUUCAAGGCCACGUCGGACCAGGUUGGAGCGCUGCUGUUCGCAGCCAAGGUGCACGAGGGCCUCAUCAUCAUCUCGCUCGUCGACAUGGUCUACUACCACCUCCGACGCCGCCUGCUAGGCCGCGACGGCAUCACCUACGGUCUGCUCACUGCGCCUUUCCAGCUCAAUUCGCCCAUGUAUCUCUUCACCACCGAGCUAUGGAGCGGGAUCCGGUCGACCACUGCCAACUCGAUUCUGAUGACUAGCUUGGUCAUCGUGGCGGUGCUCUUGGCGUCGCUUGCGGGAGCCAGUUCUGGUAACGUCAUGCUCCCGAAGAACGGGUGGCAGACGCAUGACAACAGCAUUCAGGGCAUGCAGGCGUUUGUUGUUCAAGCACCGCACGACAUGUACCCUCUCGAGCUCCAGAACACUACAAACGCAGAGGGCCAGGAGUGUGAUGGCAACUCGCGCUUCUGUCCAUACUCCGUCCUCCAGCAACGUCAUGCCCCGUUGUAUCCUUCGCUCGGCGGGUCUCUGGAAGGCGACUACCGCAAGAAUAUUUCGAUCGCGCAAAACGACCGGAGGGAGAUCCUGCUCACAAUGAACGAAAUGCUCCCACUGAGCCCGGCAUACACAGCAACUACGUUACCAGUUUGCAUCGCAGGAGCGCUCCAGGCAAACUGGGGGGGCAUCAAAGCAAAGCCGUCAUGGCGGACAGGAGUAGUCGACGAGCAGGCACCCUUCUCUGCACGGUUCUCCGCCGUGAUGACCGACGCGCAAGGCGGGCGCCUACAGAUCAAACAGCCACGGGUCACAGGAUUCUGCGCCAACAACUUUUCCCCCGUGCUUCAUCCUAAGAGCAACAGCAAUAACAACAACAACGGGGAAGGAACAGAAGGCUACUACGAGUUCAGCAUCCCGCACCUCUUCUAUCACGGCGUCAACAUCUCCAUUCCGGCCUCGAAACUCGCACCGGCGCUCAACCACAGCACCAGCCGCUUUGGCUUCAUCGACAGCACCGUCAUCAACGCCGCCCUGCCGCCUGGAAACACCACCUCUGCGGCACUAUGGACGCGCGAGUACCCGACCUCCCCGUCAAUCACCCUGUGUCUGUUCGCCGCGCGCUGGAUCCCCACACAGGACGCCUGGAUAUACCCGCGGGACCCAGCCGCGCGAGUGCAGACCGCCGUCACGCUCAACGCGAACGAGACGUUCAACGAGCUGGGCUCCCAGCAACAGGUCCGGAUGUCCGCGGACUGGCUGGCGGGCCUGAACGCCACGCUGUCCCCGCACGUCCGCCCCGUCGACGACCUCGCCGGCCCGGACGGCAGGUUCACCCCGACCACGCACGUGUUCGACCUGGUCGACGCGUACCUGUACGACAGCUCCGCCUCGCGCGGCGAGUACUACGGCUACCGCGCCGAGAGGCUCGCCAGCGCCGUCUCGGUCCUGCUGACCGCCGCGCUGGCCCAGGUGCCCUGCCAAUACGCGUGGCAGUUCAACAACGACGGUGGUUCCCGCAACGGCAACAAACCCAUCGGCGGCGAGGACUACGUCCAGGUCGGAUCGUCGCCUGCUGUGCACCUGGCUGAUCUGCCAAAGAGUGUUGUUGCUCCUCCUACUACUACUGCUUCUGGUGCAGACGGGGCGGGAUCAGUCUCGGGUUACACGUUCAUCAGCAAGACGUUCUCCGAGUUCAGCUAUGGCUACGGGUUUGACAGCACGACCACGAUCCUCUCGUGGGCCGUGCUGCUGACCCAUGUCGCGCUCGUGCUAGUGCACCUAGGCGUGCUGCUGCGGAACCGCGGGCAGGGGACGAGCCGCGCGUGGGGCCAGCUGGGCGAGCUGGUCACGCUGGCGAUGAACACGAGACCCUCGGACCUGCUGACGAAUACCAGUGGCGGCGUGCGGGAUGCUCGGCGCGUAUGGGGGCUGAAUGUGGUGGUGAGGCAGGUCGAUGAUGGGAGGGGCAAGAUUGAGCUGGUGUUGAGGGACAGGAGGGGGCGGAAGGGGAAGAAUGCUGGGGAUGAGGGCGAGGAUGGAAUGGGCGAAGAGGACGCGUUGAGUGGUGAAGGUGGGAGAGUCAAGAUAGAUCGGAUGUCGAGAUAUGGUUGA